Molecule: messenger RNA, 366 nt
Organism: Phytophthora nicotianae INRA-310
Lineage: Eukaryota; Oomycota; Peronosporomycetes; Peronosporales; Peronosporaceae
Exons: 1
Coding region: 1-366 (121 amino acids)
Source: RefSeq, a predicted model, not a curated record
AUGUACGAGGUUAUCUGCUACGCCACGUCUCCUGUCGGCUCGAUAUGGCGCAAGCAGAUCUUCUCGAGUGUCGAGCACUUCUUGAACAUCUGCGUGCUGUCGAACGGCGACGGCGCGCAGACCAUCAACAUCGAUGGCAUCCACACCCUCGUUAUUUUAUCAAUGGCUACACGAAAGGCGCGCGCAACGAUACCUUUGCGCUGCAAUUGGUUGUCUACUUGGCCGAUCUGUUCCUGGACAUACCCGAGUGCAACACAAACACGCACGGAUAUGACACCUUAUGGGGCGGAACUCCAAAUGGUGGUGAUGCCGAACGAUUGCAUGACCACGCGCGUGGCUUCUGUUACGCGCCACCAACAGGAGUGA